GUUGUAGUGUUUGGUAGACCCGCGUAAGGCGUUGCGGGUGAGAGAAGGCGGCGCUGGAAGCGCAUCGCUAAAUCCGCUUAUCAGGACCCGUACCUACCUGACAGGGAAUAGCGGCCUCCGAGGUGGGAUAGCGGCGUCGAUAAGGCGGCUUUACCCAGCGUGUGUAUGAGCUGGGGGGGAAGGAGAGAGCGGUGGGUACAGACUUUAGAGCGGAGUACCCGUUUCUUUUGAGGGGAAGACUGGGUGAAACUUUGAUAUACAAGAGCUGAAAGUGCUUAAUAGAGGCCUGUCGUUAUUACCUCAGAGGAGCCCUCCACCUAUCAGCAGGCUGUGGGACUCAGGUACCCUACCUGUCCCUUUCUGUCAGCCUCGUCCACCCCUGAGCUAUACCUGGCCACCCCCUGUAUGAGGUGACCUAUGAAGUUGGCUGCUGAGGAAGUUAUUGCAGUUUUCUGUACGCUUCUGUCAUUGCCUGGCCUGCUGGCUUUGUACAUUCAAUAAACCCUCUAAGUGACCUGCUGUCCUACUACUCUACAGGCCAUCCUCACUGCUUGUCUGAUGUCCAUGACCACUGAUCCCCUGGGCUAGGCUGCUCCACUCGCCUACAAGGUGAGCCAGAGACACUCAUUUUAUGAAUUGCGCAUAAUCGCUUUUACUGGAGCAGAAAACGAAUCGAUUUCAUAGAACUACAGAGAACGAAGAUUUGGCAAUUCAGAUCCAGUCUCCUGCCAUUCAUUUGGAUUGAGUUGGCCCAGAAUAAACGCAAGGAAUUGCCCCACCAUGUCUAGUAGUGAGCGAGCGAAGAAGAUCAUGGAUGGAUUCAAACUAAAUUCAAUGAUUCUUCGAGAUGGUGAAACCGGAAAAACCAUGUGGCAAGGAGCAGAAGACCUUUCUUUUCCGGGUGUUGAACAUGAAGCUCGUGUUCCAAAAAAAAUCUUGAAGUGCAAAUCUGUGUCCAGAGAGAUAAACUUUGCAUCUGAAGAAGAGAUGGAGAAUUUUCGACUAGAACAGAAAGUUUACUUUAAAGGACAGUGUUUAGAAGAAUGGUCUUUUGAGUUUGGUUUUGUGAUGCCCAAUUCAGUGAACACAUGGCAGUCCAUGAUCGAAGCUGCUCCAGAGUCUCAGAUGAUGCCUGCUAAUGUUUUAACUGGUAACGUCAUCAUAGAAACAAAGUUCUACGAUGCUGAUCUUCUUGUCAGUACAUCGAGGGUCAGGCUGUUUUAUGUUUGAAUCUUCUACAUUUUUUUUUUUUUUUUUUUUAUCCCACCUUCCUUUUCCACGUAUAUUCUUUUUUUGGAAAACAAACAGCUUGUUGGGUGCUAUGGACUUAAUUGCAUUCUGGGUCUACAUCAAUUCCAAAUAUACUUUAAGGAGACCGCCACUGCAAUACGCUGUUAUCGUAUGGAGCAUUAGGCAAUCGACUUUCAAAGUUAAUCAUUUUCCACCGUACUUCUACUUCCAGAAGCUUUUCAAUGCUGAUUAUUGAAACUUGUUUAAGUUAUUUCAAAAACGUCUCCUUGACAAGUGAAAGAUAAAUCCAUUUCCAUGGAAAUACUGUUUCAGUUGUACAUCUGAGAAGAUUUUUUUAUUUUGUUCAGCCAUGAUCUGAUUAAUAUAGAUGUUUUAACUCCUAUAGAUGUGUGCAAUUGGAGAAACAUAUUGCAGUCAUUGUUUGACACAUACAUGAUUUUUUUCCAAAUAUAUUUAUACUUUUUAAUGUAGGUUUUCAAGUAUUUAACAAUGACCAAAUACAAGCUUUAUAGGCACAUUGUUCCUCGGUAAGCCUAGUUCACAUAUGGUACAGCUUUAAAGGACUGUUAGCAGGCUGCAGCACUCAUUUUGGUGAACGUUCAACGCUUCCAGACUAGUGAUGAAAAGUUCACACAACUUCUGCCUCCUCUCUCAAUGCUCAGAGGUGUUCUGUCCAAGCCACUAUACAAGGAUCCCAAUAGCUGAAAGAUGGGAGGAAAGCAAAGAGUAUGUGGUGCUGGAAUGGUAGGUUAAGUUAAUGUUUUUCUUUUCUCUGCACUGAACACUUCACGGUUCACUUUAAGGGCUUCUUGAAAGCUUAUUGUAACUUGUUGUACACAGUUCUCCUAAAAUGAGCAUUUGCAGGCUCAAUGCUACGUUAACGAGGUCUUACAGGAGCUUGUACUAAUUCUAACACCACUCAUACUCCUUACAAGUGGUAACGCUGAUAUUUCCAGAUAACUGUGAGCAAAAGCAACCUCUUACAAGACCUUCAUCUUAUUUUUCAGAUAGCAAAAGGGAUAUAUAUUACAGUCCUAUAAAAAAUGGAAAUAACCAUGCUAAUUAUUUCACUUGUGCUUUUGCCGAGAACUGGACACCAUGCAUUGAAGACUGGCCAUGAAAACAAACCGUUCAUUCUGUUUUUAUAGUUGCUUUUGGUACUAUAGGUUAAAAACACAGUUUCAUUAUUAGGUUAAAAACACAGUUUCAUUAUUUGGUCCUGUACUACUUCUCAUGGGUUCAGUACUUAUAACAGGAAAAAAAAUAUAUAUUUAAAGUAAAUCUGAGAUAGCAAAUAAAUAUAAUGGUGAAACUUAAAAACA
Messenger RNA from Rana temporaria (common frog), 2573 nucleotides. RefSeq names its product phosphodiesterase 6D (gene PDE6D). Gene Ontology annotation, biological process: sensory perception of light stimulus. NCBI's taxonomy places the organism in Eukaryota, Metazoa, Chordata, Amphibia, Anura, Ranidae. The record is from RefSeq and is a predicted model, not a curated record. The transcript is spliced from 5 exons. Gene Ontology annotation, cellular component: cytoplasm. Bases 781 to 1230 code for a protein of 149 amino acids.